Molecule: messenger RNA, 1020 nt
Organism: Rhodamnia argentea
Lineage: Eukaryota; Viridiplantae; Streptophyta; Magnoliopsida; Myrtales; Myrtaceae
Product: protein UXT homolog
Exons: 6
Coding region: 351-740 (129 amino acids)
Biological process (GO): positive regulation of transcription by RNA polymerase II
Cellular component (GO): chromatin; mediator complex
Molecular function (GO): transcription coregulator activity
Source: RefSeq, a predicted model, not a curated record
AACUUAUUGUGGGGAAAUAGAACCAAGCAUGACUUUGACAAUAAAAGCACGUGAAAAAGCUUUGCGCUGUCUCGGGAGUUAGAUCACCAGAUGACGUUUCUAAGUGGCUAUAGAAAGAUCUGAGCGCUGGUUUCCCUAAAAUGCUUCGUACCAUCUUUUUCUAUUUGAAGGAGAUUUCUGCAUUUUUUUUCAAAUUGAUAUUUCCUCACUCUUCCUUGCAGGAACUUCUCCCCUUCCUCUACUCGUGUUUCAUUUGCGUGAGUGUAGGACUCAAAUGGACAACUACCGCCAAGAUAAAUUACAUAAAUUUGAGGAGUUUGUUGAUCGACGUCUGAAACCAGAUCUUGUUCAUGCCAUAUCCGAGAGGGAUAAGGUUUUCGAGCAACAGAAGACUUUGUAUCCCUUUCUCAGAUUUACGAAAACACAUUGAGAAUCUUCAGAAGAAUAGCGUAACUAGUCUCAAGACAUUGGUCAACCUUGGUUCUGAGGUGUACAUGCAGGCAGAGGUGCCAGAUACACAACGCAUUUGUGUAGAUGUUGGACUAGGGUUUCAUGUGGAGUUUUCAUGGUCCGAAGCUCUGAAUUACAUAUUACUAAAGGAAGAGAAGUUAGCCAGGCAAAUAGAAGAGUACACUCAUCAGAUUGCAUCAAUUAAGGCACAGAUAAAGAUGGUCUGUGAGGGAAUCAGGGAGUUGCUUCAACUUCCUGCCGAAUUGACCCUACAGGAGCCCAUACUCUGAUUCAAAAUUAAAACUGUCUAGGUAAGACUCUUAUUCUUUGUGGAUAAUCUUCAAUCUAAUGAGUGGAGGAUGGAACAAAAAAAAGAGGCAGCUGACACAGUCUGCUGAUGUUUUAUGUGGAAGAUACUAUGUUACUGGGCUUGGAUUUUCUUGUCAAAUGGUCUUUACUUCAGUUUUCCUUUAGGGCUAAGUACAAAGUACAUGUAUGGUUAAGAAAUGGUGCCACAGAGAGUUACUGGAGAUGAUUUUCCACACAACAGGUGAAUGAAGACUUUAGAGC